Molecule: messenger RNA, 3633 nt
Organism: Aphanomyces invadans
Lineage: Eukaryota; Oomycota; Saprolegniomycetes; Saprolegniales; Verrucalvaceae
Product: potassium/sodium efflux P-type ATPase, fungal-type
Exons: 1
Coding region: 58-3588 (1176 amino acids)
Biological process (GO): sodium ion export across plasma membrane; intracellular potassium ion homeostasis; proton transmembrane transport
Cellular component (GO): membrane
Molecular function (GO): ATP hydrolysis activity; ATP binding; P-type sodium:potassium-exchanging transporter activity
Source: RefSeq, a predicted model, not a curated record
GUUUACGUCGCCAGGAAUAGCCAUUUUCGGAUUUUCGUCCUUUCUCCACUCCGUGGCAUGAAUGAUCGCAACCCUUCGUCCUCGCCGGUGACCCAAGCGACGCUUGACAUUGCCCAUGAACAUUUGCUCGACGGCUUCGCGUCGCCGACGACGUCGUAUGCCGCCCUUGAGCCUGGCGUCCACGCACCGGACGCGGCGGCCCACGAAGCUGCGGCUCUCGAGGAGCGUGAGCAUAGCUUGCGCCACUUGUCCGCCGUCGAGCGGUCGCUUGUCGAGGACGUACAGCAAACGCGCCGUACGUUGUCGCAACUCCACCUCGAAAACCAAGACGAGGCGGCGACCGCUGGCGAUGGAGCUACCCUCUGGUACACCCUUUCCCCGGAAGAUUGUGCGGUCAAGUUGUCGUCGAACCUCACGUCUGGGCUGACGACCGCCGACGCCGACAAACUCCUCGAAGUGUACGGCCGCAACGAGCUCGACCAAGUCAAGCCCCAAAGCGCCCUUACGACGUUCUUGAUGCAGUUUGUCAACUUGAUUGUGAUCAUGCUGAUCAUUUCAGCGAUUGCGUCGCUACUCAUCGGCCACACGGCGGAAGGUAUCGUUAUCUUGUUCAUCGUGACUCUCAACGCGUCCAUCUCGACCUACCAAGAGAAGAGUGCGGAGAGCUCCAUGGCUGCACUCGCCAAGUUGUCGUCGCCCACGUGUGUCGUUGUUCGCGACGGCACGCAGGCGGUGCUCGAGACGGCCCGUCUAGUGCCGGGGGACGUGAUCAAGCUUGUGCCGGGGGACCUUGUGCCUGCCGACAUUGUGCUCGUCCAAAACUCGGAUUUCUUUGUGAGCGAAGUGUUGUUGACUGGCGAGUCCAAGGACGUGGCCAAGACCGCCAAGUACGUCACGGACGCGGCCGCGGGAUUGACGACCGAGACUUUACUGCCGACCAACAUGUGCUUUUCCAGCACGACCGUGACCGAAGGCAAUGCCACUGGCGUCGUUGUGGAGACGGGCAUGUCGACCAAGGUCGGCCGCAUCGCGCGUCUGCUCAAAGGCUCGUCGGCGAAAGAUGCGGACGAAUCCAAGACUGAAAAGCCCAGUGCCAUUCGCAGCUUUGUCAACAAGGUGCGGCAGCCAUUCCUCGACCAAAAAGCCAACGAAACCCCAUUGCAAGCCGCGCUCCACCGUGUCGGUGUGCUCAUGGGCAUGGGCGCGAUCACCAUUUGCGUCGUCGUGUUCUUUGUGGGCUUGAUUCGCCAAACGAGGGACCCCACCAACCCGGAUCGAUCCGUGGCUCUGACCAUGUUGUUGGUUGCCGUGUCGCUAGCCGUGUCGGCGAUCCCGGAGGGCCUUCCCAUGGUCGUCACGAUCUGCCUGACGGUCGGUACGUCGGACAUGGUUAAGAAGAACGUUGUCGUGCGCCGUCUGGCGGCAGUCGAAACCCUCGGCUGCGCGUCCGUCGUAUGUACCGACAAGACCGGCACCCUCACGGAAGGCAAGAUGACUGUGGUCAAAGUGUGGGGCGAUUUCCUGACCUACGUUGUCACGGGCAAGGGCUUUGCCCCCACUGGGGACGUCCUGCUCGAUGGCAAGCCAGAACAGUCGUGGGUUGGCACAAACACCGACACGAAGGACGCUGCCAAGACCAACGUCCAGCUGCUGAGUACACUUGGUAUGGCAGUGUUGUGCAGCAACACCGUGCUAACCCAGACAAGCGACGACGAUUCGGGCGACGACUCGCCAGCGAAUGGACGGUGGACAUGCGUCGGCAACGCUUCCGAAGCGCCGUUGGUCGUGUGCGCGGCCAAGCUUCGCAUCUGGAAGGACAACUUGGACGCGCAACAUCCUCGCGUUGCCCAAAUUGCGUUCUCGAGCAAGACCAAGAUGAUGGUGUCGAUCCAUUCGGUCAAUGAAACCCACGACCAUGGGUUCAUGGCCUUGCCCAACAUGCAUCCCCCGCACAUGCACGGAGGAGCCGCGUACACGGCGUUCAUUGGGAUUGCCAAGGGUGCACCCAACAAGAUUGUGGACCUGGCGACGCACAUCCUUGGAAAGGAUGGACAAGUUCGACCGUUGACGCCGUCGGACAAGAACGCGAUCAUGAAGUUUGUCGACGACACGUCGAGCGAAGCGCUGCGUGUGUUGGCUGUGGCGUACGCGUGGCUGGACGCGGUGCCAUGGGAAAAACCGGACGGGUCGGCGAACGCGUUGGAAACGGAAGGCAAGUUGGCGGCGUUCACGUCGGCCGCGACUUCGUCCCAAUUUGUCCUUGCGGGUCUGUUUGCGUCCGUCGAUCCCGAGCGCGACGGGGUCAAGGAGUCUGUGCAAAUGUCGCGGGAUGCUGGGAUCCGCACCGUCAUGAUCACGGGCGACUACCUCAAGACGGCCAUUGCCAUUGCCAAGAACAUCAACUUGUUUGGCGAGAACUCGAACGCUUCGGACGACUACCACCGCAUUGACAUGGACAAGCCGGAGCACCUGACUGCGGUGGACUGCACCGCCCUGCGUCCGCAUGGAGCGUAUCUGUCGAAUGAAGAGAUCGACGCGUUGACGGCUCGUACGGUUGUGUUUGCUCGCGCUCAACCCGAGGACAAGCUCGAGAUCGUCAAGUCGCUCCGCCGUCAAGGCCUUGUGUCUGCCAUGACUGGCGAUGGCGUGAACGAUGCCCCGGCCUUGAAGGAGGCGGACAUUGGUGUCGCGAUGGGGAUCACGGGCACGAGUGUGGCCAAGGGCGCGUCGGACAUGGUGUUGUCGGACGAUAACUUUUGCUCGAUCGUUGCCGCCGUCGAACGCGGCCGCGUCAUCUACGCCAACAUUCAAAAGCUCGUUGUGUUUUUGCUUUCGACCAACGUGGGUGAAAUCCUCCUCAUCUUGACGACGAUCGUUGUCGGGAUGCCGAUUCCACUCGAGCCGUUGCAAAUUCUCAUGCUCAACUUGCUGUCGGACGGGAUGCCGGGUGUGGCGUUGAGCAUGGAGCGCGGCGACUCGUCCAUUAUGUCUCAGCCGCCGCGCCCCAAGAAACAGCACAUCAUCCAUGGCAAGACGCUCAUGGUGAGCAUCGUGGGCAAUGCGCUCAUCAUCUUCCUCGUCACGCUCGGCGUGUACUCGACGGCUCUCUUCUUUUCGGUGGGAGGCGUGCUUCAAGCCGACUUGCUCGAUGUGGACCGGUUCACGAGCGCGGACUAUCAUCCGGUGUGCUCCCGGUACAACUUUGCGUCUGGCGUGUGGGAAUCCGUUGGGUUCGGCCCCGAAUUUGACAUCAAUGACGACAACUGCGCCCGGUCGGGGAUCUCGAUGGCGCGCACGGUGACUUUUGUCAGCAUCACGAUGUCCGAAGUCGUGCGCGCGUACACUGUCCGCUCGUUCACCGCGCCCGUGUGGGUUGGAAUGUUUGAAAACAAGUACCUCCACGUCGCGGCCGCCCUGUCGCUCGCGCUGACGCUCGGUCUCAUUCACAUUCCCGGUGUCAAUACGGUGUUUGGCCUGGUCCACCUCAUGGCAUGGCAAUGGCUCCUCGGGUUUGGCGGGCCCGUCCUUACGAUCGUGUUUGCCGAGCUGCUCAAGUGCGCCAGCCACGUCGUGCUUCGCCAGCCGUAGUCUAGCUUUCGUUGGUGUUUGGGCGUCAAUCUAGCUGCUCGAUAA